Molecule: messenger RNA, 3882 nt
Organism: Bursaphelenchus xylophilus (pine wood nematode)
Lineage: Eukaryota; Metazoa; Nematoda; Chromadorea; Rhabditida; Aphelenchoididae
Source: the annotation of a GenBank genome assembly
AUGCGGUGGCUCACUAUUUCGGCCAUAUUGGCCUUAUCUACGCUUCGUACAAUGUCCAUGGAAGUCAAAGUUUUCAAAUAUGGAGGUAAAAAUCGGCUGCAAAACUAUCAAAACCCCCAAACUUCCUGACAAAACUAAUCAAAAAAUUUUCAAAUUUCAGUGGGAGAUCGUGCAAUCAACAUGGUAGAUGAGACUCAGUUCAAAUUCCCGGAUCCUCGAGACUUCACCGACGACAUUCUAAAACAAGUCGACUUCAAAGACGAAUACGACGAGCUGGUUCCGAGCCUGCCCCGUUACGAUGUUCAUAAAUUCGGAGAGGAAGUCGAAGUUGGAUCGGUAAGGGAAAUUUACCCAAUCCCAGAGGACUUUUCAUCAGUCUGUCGGGAAAAUAAUGAGCACUCUGUCGCAUCGAAAAUCACAUCGCCGGAGAGAAAAUCAACUUUGUCACAGCAAAAUCAAAUUGCUUUUCACUUCAGCGACGCAGCAACAUUGUGCAUAAUUCUCCCGAAAAAUAGAUUAUCGACAAAAAAAGUCGAAAAAACGAUCAAGCAGACCCAAAUUUGCUAUCAGAAAGUAUCCCAGAGACGUGAAAAGGCUGUUGGACUUGAAGAGAGGAGCUUUCACUUUUGUCGACAACCUUUUUCAAGUCGAAAAAAGUGGUCGAUAAAAGUGAAAAGUCCCGUCUUCUAACCCAACAGCCUUUUCACGUCUCUGUGAUACUUUUUUAAAAGCGAGUCGACGUCUCUUUUAUCAAAACGAGCAGGAUUUUUCAGUACUCAAUUUUUCCUUCAGGUUCCUAUCGUGACCCGACCAAAGCCCUACUGGUCGACUCCAUCGCCCCGAAAAUUCAACGAACGCGCCUUCAGCACUCCCCCAUCAGUUUUAGCGGCGUUGGAAGCAGUCCGAGCCACCAGGCCAACGCAUGCACCGGCCAAAACAACCACUGUAGCGCCGAAAACAACUCCCGAAACCCUGAAUAUCAAUCAAAUAGACGAUACACCCGAGACGACUACUAGGAGGAAAUCAGUCAAGAUCACUACAACAACACCAAAACCAACUACUACAGAAGCGGAAGUCACGGAAAAAUCGACCACAGAACGACCAAGCACUGCCAAGCCAAAGUUCCAAACCCCCGAAAUUACUCGGAAAUCCUUUACAACAACUUCGAAGCCGAGUACAACAACUACUGCAAAGGCGAGCACAACUACAGCGAAGCCCAGUACAGUCAGUGGAAAUACGCCACCAGUCUGGAGAAAUCCUAAUUUCAUCAACAGAAACAACGAGAUCACCGUGGGAAAAUCGCUGGGAACCAGGUAAGGAAUGGGAGAAACACUUGACACUUGAAUGGCUGUUUCCUCAGCUGGUGAUAUAAAAAAAUCCCAUCCAGGGGUGGUCAGCGGACCCUAUUUUUCCGAUUUUCGGCCCGCGGCCCGGCCCGUCUAAUUACCGGCCCGGCCCGGCCCGUCUAGUCUUUUUCCAGGCCCGGCCCGGCCCGGCCCGUGACGGGCCUGGCCCGGCCCGGCCCGGCCCGUGCAGGCCCGUUUAUAGAGGGUUCUGCGAACUGCGCCCAAGCUUGGGAUCUAAACUUAGGCAAAAAAGGCGUUGAUAUAGCUAGUAAAGGAUCAAUGUGAUAGUUUUGUGGUUUUAUAAUAGAACUAUAGACUUGUAAACGUUUUAGAACUUCAGAAACAGCAACUAUAACAACAUCAAUUAAUUUUCCCGGCGCGAAAACAAUGAAUGCCAACGGUUUGGCAUUGUAAUUUAGACGGGCCGGGCCGGGCCGGAAAAACCCCAGGCCCGCGGCCCGGCCCGGCCCGGCCCGUGACGGGCCCGGCCCGUUUGUAAUUUUCCAUUUUUGAGCCCGGCCGGCCCGUUUGGGCCGGGCCGGGCCGGCCCGUCACGGGCCGGCCCGGCCCACUGACCACCCCUGAUCCCAUCCCGUAUCCCAUUCUAUUUCUAAAAUAUUAAGUUUUUCUUCAUAGCAAAUUCAUCUAACAUAAAUCCACCUCAACACGUAUUUUACCAUUAUUUCGAGUCAAGCCUUCCUCUCCUACCAAAUAUUGGGAAAAUUGAUCUACAAGGUGUUCCUAGAAUUAUGGAAAAAACUAUUCAUUAAUAACUUAGUUCUCGGUGGUCCAAUCCGAAAAAUUUCUUUUGCAUUUUACAGGAAAACAUUUGAGUUUUUAUAAUCAAAAAAAAUUUUUUUUUCUUUGACCGGCGGAGACUUCGGUGAUCUUCUUUGAAUUCGGCGGAGUGUUUUUUUCACAAAUGAGGCUGUAAAUUGUUGUAUGUGUGAAGAAAAUGGGCGGGAAAGGAUUCAGAAGAUACAAUAUGACAUUUAUUUCAAAUUUUCGUCAUUCGGCGGAGACAUUUUUUAACCUCGGCGGACGAUUUUUCUUCGAUUUUGCAGGUUCAAAAUUGGCCAAAACCAAAACGUAUGGUAUUCCUGGUGGCAUGGCGCCUAAAUACGACUUGUUACGCCUUCGGCCCACUGGGAGAAUAAAAAAAAGCAAUUCGGCGGAGAAAUCGGCGGAGAAAAAAUGAACCCAUUUUUACAGCCUCGUUUAUGAAAAAAGCACUUCGCCGAAUUCAAGGCGGAUUACGGAAGUCUCCGCCGAUAAAACAAAAAAAUCUUUUUUGAUUCUAAAAACUCCAAGGUUUUUCUGCAAAAUGCAAAAAAAAUUUUCGGAUUGGACAAUCGAGCACAAAGUUAUUAACGAAUAGUUUUUUCCAUAAUUCUUGGAACACCCUAUAUAAGGGGGCUAUACAAAUUUUACAUUGCUUCGUUUAGCCUAUCCGGUCCCUCUGGAUCCCGAAUUGUCCUCGACAGCCACGGAAAACCAGUUGAGCUCAAGUUUGGAGCUCCUAAAGCAACUUCGUCUCCAAAACCGUCACCCACUGCAACUACCCCAACUCCACCAGCCCUGCCCAUCUUCAACCGGCCCACUCCCCACAUGUGGCAGCGAUCCUGGUCGUCGAGCUGGAAAAUCGGCCCGAAUGGACAGAAAGUGGACGAGAAAACUACCGUAACCGAGACAAGAGGCGGGAAAACUGAGACCAAGACGAUCUCGGGCGGAAUUGAGAAUCUACCGAGAAUUCUGCCACCUCCAAUCAUCCACACCAACCCAAAGGAGUACAGAGGUAACGUUUUAUUUCGCUUUUUUGCCAAUUUUUUUAAUGCCAGGGCGCGAGCUGCCGUUUUUUCAAACCAUCGGCAACUCACAAAAAUCGUAUUUUAUUACUGUAUAGGCUCCAAAUUGGAACAUUUUUCACAAUUUUUGCCGAUUUAAUCAAGUUUUUUUAUUUCAUCCCAAGCCUGGGCGCGAGCUGCCAACCGCCAAAAGCACUGUUUUUCAUGAUAAUUGGAAAAAUUAAUGUAUUUUACGUUAUUUCCAGGGCCUACAUUCAACUGCCGAGUCUUAGACGCGGCUGUGGACGGAGUUGCAUCGCCCGACAACGACGAAACUUGCAAACUAAACUUCCCAGGUAUGUACUGCAAUAUAGAAAAUUUUUCGAACUUUUUAUCUCUGGAUAAGAACUGACUAGUCUUUUUAAUUGCUAUCAUCCAUCUAAAAGCACUUUUUGCUAUAUAAUCGUCAAAAUUUUAUAUUACACUAGGCAUCUGAUGCCGUAUUAGGCCAAAAAAUCAUUUUUAUUAGCCAGAAUUUUCUCUCAAUCCACUUUUUAGUUCCUAAUCUUCCAUUCUAAACCAAGAUCUCACUUCUACACCAUCCCAAAUCCUCAUUCCUCACCUAAUUUUACCGUAUUUUAGGUUAUCCGGCCGACGAAACCUGCCGUUGCACGUUCAAGGUGCAGGAGCGAGAUGAAGCGGGAUGUGCUUUGGGCUUCAUUUACACUUGUCGUCGGGUCGUGUUUGCUUAG